AUGGGUGAGCGGUCCGUGUGCCGCCAGCGGCUGCUGGCGGCGUUGCCCGACUUCGAGGUGGCGGAGUUCGCCUUGGACCCCGAGGACUUCGGCCUUCCAAACCGGCGGCCCCGGUACUACGGCCUCUUCCGCUCGGCCUCCCAGCGCCCAGAAACGGCGCCGGGCUGCGCGUGGCUGCCGGUGGCCCACGCCUUGGAGGGGGAGCCCUUCUUGCAGGGCUGGCGAGCUGUCGAGCCAGCGGAGCUGGGGGACUUCCUGCAGGAUGCUGCGGCCUUAGCACAGGAGGAGGCGAUCUUGGGGUCUUUGGAGGUGCCGCAGGAGGUGAUGCGAACCCGCCAGCAGAAGGACCAGCGGUACGACCUCCACCGGCGCUGCGACCGGUGCAGCGCCUGCCUCACCAAGGCCAAUGGGCGUCUGCCCUUUGGGCACUCCCCACUGGUGCUGGUGGAUGAGUCGGACGCCGCCUCGCUGGAGCAGCGCCCCAAGCUCUCGGCGCAGGGGGAGGGCGCCGGCAGCGCCACGGACCACCUCUGGCGCGAGGACCUGCGGGUCCGCUACCUGUCGCCGGUGGAGCAGCUGAGGCUCCUGGGAUUCCCGGAGAGCUACAGCUUCCCAUCCAGCCUGGGCUUUAAGGACCGCUGCGCGUUGAUCGGCAACUCUCUGAACGUCCAGGUGGUCACAUCCCUGCUGCCGCUGCUUUUCUUGCCGGCCGCUGGCGCGGCCGACGAAAAGGCUUGA
This is a messenger RNA of Effrenium voratum, 738 nucleotides long. NCBI's taxonomy places the organism in Eukaryota, Dinophyceae, Suessiales, Symbiodiniaceae. The record is from the annotation of a GenBank genome assembly.